Messenger RNA from Staurois parvus, 960 nucleotides. The record is from the annotation of a GenBank genome assembly. Lineage: Eukaryota; Metazoa; Chordata; Amphibia; Anura; Ranidae.
AUGAUCUCCUCUAGGUGCUGGUUCCUUGCUGCACCAGAAGCCCCUUCUGUCCCAAGCAGACAGGUCCAGGAUCCAGAGAGUGUUAUACCCACCAGUGUCAAUUAUCACUUCACCCGGCAGUGCAACUACAAGUGUGGAUUCUGCUUCCACACCGCCAAGACCUCCUUCGUCCUACCGAUAGAGGAAGCCAAGAAUGGACUGGCCAUGCUGAAGGCUGCAGGUAUGGAGAAGAUUAACUUUUCUGGAGGUGAACCAUUCUUGCAGGACAGAGGGAACUUUGUUGGAAAGCUGGUGGAGUAUUGCAAGAAAGAGCUGAGGUUGCCCAGUGUCAGCAUUGUGAGCAAUGGCAGUCUGAUCACAGAAAAGUGGUUUCAGAUUUAUGGAGAACACCUGGAUAUCCUUGCUGUGUCCUGUGACAGCUUUGAAGAAGAAGUGAACAAGCUCAUUGGUCGGGGAAAAGGAAAGAAAAACCAUGUGGAGAAACUGAUGAAGAUCAGAAAAUGGUGUCGGGAUUAUAACGUGGCUUUCAAAAUAAAUUCUGUCAUCAACCAUUACAAUGUGGAUGAGGACAUGACAAAGGAGAUUGAGAUGAUAAGCCCAAUACGCUGGAAGGUAUUCCAGUGUCUCAUUAUCGAUGGGGAAAAUUGUGGUGAUGAUGCAUUAAGACAGGCUGAAAAAUUUGUCAUCAGUGAUGAAGAGUUCAGAGGUUUUCUGAAUCGUCAUAAGAACAUGAAAUGUUUGGUUCCAGAAUCUAAUCAGCAGAUGCGGGAUUCGUAUCUUAUACUGGAUGAAUAUAUGCGUUUCCUGGACUGCAGAAAUGGACGGAAAGAUCCUUCCAGAUCUAUCUUGGAUGUUGGUGUUGAAAAUGCCAUCAAGUUUAGUGGAUUUGAUGAAAAAAUGUUCUUUAAACGUGGUGGGAAGUAUGUGUGGAGCAAAGCAGACCUGAAGUUGGAUUGGUGA